This is a messenger RNA of Nylanderia fulva, 2123 nucleotides long. RefSeq lists its product as uncharacterized. Lineage: Eukaryota; Metazoa; Arthropoda; Insecta; Hymenoptera; Formicidae. The record is from RefSeq and is a predicted model, not a curated record.
AUAUAUAACCAAACAUCGUUGAGAAAGAGAGACGAAGGACAGUGCACGGUAGUUGGAAAGAGAAAUAUCUAAUCUCGUAAUUCCAGCUGUCAUCUGGAGAUGUCAAAUUACGCAUGAGAAACACGAUUAAAUAAAAAGGGAAAUAGAAAAAUCGCGGAUUAUCCGUGCGAGUAUUUCCCUAUCUCAGCCAGUUCACGCACACGCACAAAUCGAACUCGACGCACACUAACUUGUAACGACACACGCGUAUAUCGGCCCACAAACCCCUAUCGGCGUAAAAGUUGCUUACGUCGCGCCGAUAUCUCACGCUGUUACGACGUCGAUGACAGGACUCUCCCUCGCGUUAGGCAGUCGCAUAUGGUUCCGCGCGCCUUCGUUCCCGCGGAUAGUAUGUGGAAGGUGCUGCGGGAGCAGCUGGUCCUGAUAUAGUACGACGCAAAAUGGGCAAUCAGGUGACGCGCGCCGGCCACGCUUCCUCGCACAGGAAGCUGGAAUCCGGCAAUCAUGCGAGUGCCGCCCAGAACCCGAACGCAGCCGCGGCCGCCACCAGGAGCGAGCCGGAUCACCCUGGCUCCGUAACGCAAUUCCUUCCGAUCGAGAAUCUGGCCAAGACAUUAUCGCAUCUUGCCCAUCAAGAAGAACAUGUUAAUGGCAUUACCAAGUCUGUAUUCGAAAAGUACUUAUUUCCCACUCAUCCUGAAUUAAGCGAGAAGCUCUUUACUUACUUACAUCAUAAUGCCCAUGCUACAACCACACAUAUAAGUACAACAGCUUUUAAACAGCAAGCUGAGAAGUUCUUGUCAGUUAUGAAUGAUCAAGCUAUAUUAGAGAAUUACAUCAAGAUGUAUUCCAACAUAAAAGAAGGUGGCAAUGUUACUCCAGAAACAUUGAGAGCAUUAUUGAUGUGUUGCUAUCAACUAGCGAUGGAAAAUAAUAGUACCAGCAUGUGCCUUUAUUCGGAACAGAUAAUAAACGCUGUCGUUGUUUCAUGUUUUCACGGUAAAGUCAGUUUAUCCACGAAUUACGUGAGCAAUUGGAUCGGGCAACAUUGUCCACGCAUGGUGCAUGGUUUACAGCGAUAUGUGGUACAUGUACUGACAACUGCUUAUCGCAAUGGUAAGGCACUCUUAUCGAAGGAACAACCACAACCACCUAUCGAGAUACUGACGCCUGUGCUGGAAAAAUCAAACUUGGAAUUUCCUCAAACAAAUUUAUUGCCCAUAAGCUACGUUUGGUUGUUGUCGUGUACACUGCCACAGUGUUACCUCCAGACCAACGAUUCACCGAAGGACAUAACUCACGCUUUGAUAGCCAGAAGAACAGGCAGUAUUUGUCCAAGGCAUUGGACGUUACUGUACAAUAGCGGAGAGCACGGGGCUGGAGCUAAUCGCUUCCUUCAUCAUGUAUUAGGUUACAGAGGUCCGACUCUGCUAAUUAUAAGAGCCGCUGGUGUAGAAGGAGACGAGGAAUGUCCGACGUAUUGUAUAUGCUCGGCGGUCGAGUGGCGAGAGAGUCAUCUUUAUUGGGGCGACGAAGACUCGAUGGGCAUUCAACUGACUCCGUCCUAUAAAAUUAUAGAAAAAGGUGCGAAGAUAUUAUACUUAAACACGAACAUCAGAGGCUAUCCACAUGGUUUGCGACUAGGUAGCGACCCGCGUUCGCCAUUUAUUAGUAUCGAUGAAUCAUUCCAUUCGGUGUCCAUCGCCGGUGCACCUUAUCGCAUCGCCAGCUUGGAAGUCUGGGGCUGUGGCGAUGCUAGACUAAGAGAAAAACAAUUGGAGAUUAAGAAAUGGCAAGUAAAGGAAGCAGAGAAACAAAGAGUUGUGAAAUUAAGCGCCAGUGAUUGGCUGGAUCAUCCUGAUCGUUACUUACUGGAGUUGGCUGGUAGAGCAUCUUACAACGAAUCUAAUAAUUAGAGCGAACGAGAACACACAUACACUACUGCAAGUAACUGGUCAUAUUUUAUUUUGUACAUAUGUAUAUAGUAUCAAAGAUAUAUUGGAGUUUCUCUGUACUUAUAUAGCACAUGUUAAAAACAUGCGCAUAAAAUGUGAUUAUGUGAUUUGUGUGAAAUAAAGGAACUUAUGCUUGACGUACUUAAGCACAAGUACCAAGGUUUGUAA